GUGUGUUUAGUAGCGCGGUGUUCGGCGUCCAUUUUUGUUUUCAAGAUGUCAGCUCGUGCCUCCUGAACCGGAGUAGCAGGUUGACGGGACUAACGGGGCGAACUGAGUUAGCACUGAACUGCAGGCAUCUUCAAUCAUGGAGGACAUAAGCACCGUGAUGUCCUGGUUCUCCAGCCCUGUGUACAGCCGCUACUGGCAGCACUACCAGCAGGCCAUGGCCUGGCACCAGAGACACAGGCGAGCCUACAGAAAGGCCUUGGAGGCCGCCUACGGCCAUGCCUACAGCCAGGAGCAGUGUCCCGGCAGCCACCAGCAGCGCUACGCAGACUGGAACGCAGGAGAGGGCGACAGCGAAGAUGGAGAGGACGGGGACGAGGAGAGCAGCUCGGACAGCGAGAUCGAGUGUGACGUAAGCAACAUGGAGAUCAGCGAGGAGCUUCGGCAGUACUUCGCCCAGACGGAGAAACACAGGGAGGAGCUGAAGAAGCAGCAGCAGAUGGAGGCUGAGCAGCAGGACAGCUACGUGCCAGCCGACCAGGACCUGCGAGGUGUCUCCUGGCGAAGCAGCGCGGCUCCUCCCUCGGAGCGCCCCGGCGAGAGACGGGGGGCCGAGAUGAAGAAGCUGUAUGGCAAAGACGCUGCCAAGAUCCUGGCCAUGGAGGCGGCGAUGCAGCUAAAUUUCGACAGAAACUGUGACCUCAAACAGCCCAAGUACUGGCCCGUCAUCCCACUGAAACUGUGACGGCUGCGGGCUGUAAACUGUUUGAUUUGGAGGAAAUCCCUGCUCUGAUCUCUCAGUGAGACAGCAGCUUUGUCGUGUAAUGGAUUGUGUCUGUCGACGCUGCUGAUGUAGAACUAAUGGCAUGGGUUAGCUGAGGGUUACAAGUUAUUUUAAGCACAAAAAGUCACAGAAAUUAGCUUCUGCUUAGCCAGACGCGAAUGUCACUGACCUGUCAGCUGCUGCUCUAAAUGAAAACUUAUGAUUUUGAUGCUUCACAUAAUGUUGGAGUUUUUUGUGGCUUUACACUUGUGCAUAAAUUAUUUUUAACUCAGGAUGAUGCACUACGCUAUAUCCAAGAGACGCACGGUUUGUGUGGUGUCCUCCCAUGAUUUCAGGACAAAAACAGAAACAAGAAUACAAACUGGAGUCAGCCGCAGUUCACAUACAGUAAAACAGCUCCUGUAGGUGAUGUAAAUAUAUUCAAACAACAUGUGCCUGCGUGUUUCCUCCUAAUCUGUUUCUGUUUACCCUCUAGCUUGGUGAUGUUACAUGCUGCAGUAGCUCCUCUUAUGCCUGUCAACUCAGUUUAACCACAAAAACAUUUUCAGCCCCCUUUUUUUUCCUCUGUUCAAAAUUUCGAAGCGUUCCCGCAUGGCUGCUUCUGAUAUUCCACUCUUCAACAUACACGAAGAGUGAUUUGUUGUUGUUGCUUCUAAACUGUGCCUCUCUGAUUCUGACAUUUCAUCGGCUUCAAAGCCAUUCGUGUGGUUCCUCAGGAGGGACGCUGAGUAUUCUCUUUUAUCUUGUGCUUGCACCACCCAGCCCCCUUUUUUUUUAGACUGAAGGAUGUGUGUUUUAAUAUAAAUUCUGUUUAUAAUAAAGUGUUUUCUGUUUGUAUAAAA
Epinephelus moara (kelp grouper) is the source of this 1623-nucleotide messenger RNA. RefSeq names its product gem (nuclear organelle) associated protein 8 (gene gemin8). NCBI's taxonomy places the organism in Eukaryota, Metazoa, Chordata, Actinopteri, Perciformes, Serranidae. The coding region runs from base 137 to 742 and encodes 201 amino acids. The transcript has 4 exons. Gene Ontology annotation, biological process: spliceosomal snRNP assembly. The record is from RefSeq and is a predicted model, not a curated record. Gene Ontology annotation, cellular component: SMN complex.